AUGAAUCCUAAUGAAAUCCUACAGGAUUUCUCCUCAGAUUCAGAAGACAACGAGCCUCCUCUGACCCCCCAGCACUCCGCAAUGACCUGGUCUCCUCGUGAUAUUAUAUCUAUGGACCAAGCCAUUCCGGACGGCCCGAUACAUCGCCCGCCUUCGUAUGCCGACUUUGAUCAACCAGUCCAUGGCCAGCAUACUCCACACCAAUACGACAAUCGACACGGCAUUUCUUCAAAUGCGCCUCGCAAGUCCCACGGCCAACCCCUACUGGGCUAUCAUGUCGAGGCUCCAACACCUCGUCAAACCAUGACAACGCCAGGGCAAAUAUACCAUAUUCCUGAGCGUGGUAAUCCAGGGAUUCUGACGAUGGCGAAUACUGCGCGACCUCAUCAGCAGCUCCCUCACCAAGUAGAAAGGCCUCCUACAGAGUUACUGUAUCCCACCUUAGCCAUCGCAGCCCCGACUCGAACUAGCCCCAGGACCUUUUCUACAAAGUCGGUUCCUAGCUCCGGAGUUCAGGAAUGCCUCUGCAAGUAUCUGCUCAAGCACGAGCCAGAAUACGCGCAGGCGGACACCCAACAAUCCAUCAUCCCAUUUCAGCAAUAUAUACACAACCUGAUAAGCCAGCCCCAGCAGCCAGUGACCUCUCAGGCACAGACGAUUCACAGGCAUGCAGCUAAACACUCCCCUCGGAUAUCUGCUCAGGUCCAAGAGGAAAACUGGUCAAAUUAUGUCCUUUCGACCGAAGCCACGACUAUCAGGCAUUUGCCGGCAUACGGCAACGCGGUUUAUGAUCCUUCUGAAGCAAAGAUCGAAUUUGACAAUCCUUUGAUGCAACUGCAAAGCAGAAGACUUGCCAGAAAUUUACUACCUCUUAUUAGUAUAUAUCCUUAUUAA
Messenger RNA from Fusarium oxysporum Fo47, 894 nucleotides. RefSeq lists its product as uncharacterized. NCBI's taxonomy places the organism in Eukaryota, Fungi, Ascomycota, Sordariomycetes, Hypocreales, Nectriaceae. The transcript has 2 exons. Bases 1 to 894 code for a protein of 297 amino acids. The record is from RefSeq and is a predicted model, not a curated record.